CAGAAAAUGCCUCUGACAUCCAGGUCCAGCCAACUGCUUCCCAGUGAACUACAGCAAUGAGUUCACUCAUUCUUUCGGUUGUAGGAUACUGGGACUUCAGUGAAAGUGUACGACCCAAAGGAAUUAACUGGACACUACAGUAAUCAUGACAGAAGAAGUCCCAAUUGCAUCUAGCAUACUUGAGUACAAUGGGAAUGUACCACCUGAAAAAACUCAGCUGCAGGUCAUUGCUAUUAUUGACGAAAUAGCAAAAUCAGUUGGGACAGUUCCAUGUGAAAAUGCAGAAACCAGUCCUGAAGCUCCACUUAAAAAGGAAAAUCAAGAGGAUAACAAGAAUUCAAUAGAGGACAACACAGUAUGUGGUGCUCUUGACGGGGAGAAGCAAUGCGAAGAAAAACAAGAGGAAAACAAUGCAACUCUAGAGGAGGGAUCAGCUGACAUCCCUUCCGAGAACACACGAACUGAUGAAGAGAAAUCAAGAGAAGGGCCCUGUGAAGAGAUUAUUCCUGUAAGCACCAAAGAAUGUGAAAUAACUAGACAGGAGGAAAGGAACACAGAGCAACCUCAGGAAGAAACAGCUACUCAUGCUAAUGAGGCCAAGGAGUUCCAAACAGCAGGAGCCCAGGAAGAAGGGUGGAUGCUUGAACCCAAGGAGCAAAUUAAAGCUGAUACACAAUUAGAAGAAAGAGAGAAUGCGGAAGAGGAGGAGGAGGAGGAGGAAGUACAGCUGAUCGAAAGCAAGAAAGAAAAUGGUGGCGAGUCUCCUUUAAAGAAGCAAGAAAAUGACAGGGAGGAAUGCUCUCCUACCAGCCCCAGUUUUAACUUCCAGGCUGAGAAACCUGAGGAGCAGCCAGGCUCAGGGAAAAAAAAUGAUAUCUCCAGACAUAGUUAUUCUAGAUACAAUACAAUCUCCUAUCGCAAGAUCAGAAAAGGAAACACUAAACAAAGAAUUGAUGAAUUUGAGUCCAUGAUGCAUUUAUAAACUGAGGUGGGGAAUUUGCCUAAGCUGAGAGUUCAUUUUGUUUUUUCAAGAUGUAUCGCUUCAUGUCAUAUCAAGUCAUCAUUAUACACUGUGAAAAUUUAACCUCUGUAUUUCAUUUUGAAAUCAUACAGAAACAUCCAUAGGAGAAAAAUAAAAUCAACAGUUUGCUAAAUAUAAUACAACCUAAUUUAAAGUUUAUCCAUCCCCAUCUCCCCCAUCCUUUUUUUGUAACAAGAUUCAGGCACUAGAAAUUUUUGAACCAAUUGGAAAUUCUAUAGCUGCACGCAACAGAAAAUGACCCAUUCUAUUUGCCAUUCUGGUAAUUAGUUGGCAGCAGAACAGUUCCAGUAAAAUUAGAGAGUGCAGUAAUGAUAAUAAAAGAGACAACUGUUUGCAACAGUAAUGCUCUCUGUUUUGAAAUCUGUUUAUGUUGGUGUCUUACGGUGCACUAAAGCCGCCUUGUGCUAUCACCAGUCCGUUUCCAUUUUGUGCUGAUGGAAUAAAGGGCUAAUUGCAUAAACACGUAAAUAUAGAUUAACAGAAAAUAAGCACAUAAUGUUUCAUUUG
Molecule: messenger RNA, 1549 nt
Organism: Mauremys mutica (yellowpond turtle)
Lineage: Eukaryota; Metazoa; Chordata; Testudines; Geoemydidae
Gene: ERMN
Product: ermin
Exons: 4
Coding region: 146-982 (278 amino acids)
Biological process (GO): regulation of cell shape; actin filament organization; morphogenesis of a branching structure
Cellular component (GO): extracellular exosome; myelin sheath; neuronal cell body
Molecular function (GO): actin filament binding
Source: RefSeq, a predicted model, not a curated record